Archocentrus centrarchus (flier cichlid) is the source of this 4961-nucleotide messenger RNA. It is a transcript of the gene pias4a, whose product is annotated as protein inhibitor of activated STAT, 4a. The transcript has 11 exons. Gene Ontology annotation, biological process: regulation of transcription by RNA polymerase II; protein sumoylation. Gene Ontology annotation, cellular component: chromatin. Bases 97 to 1620 code for a protein of 507 amino acids. Lineage: Eukaryota; Metazoa; Chordata; Actinopteri; Cichliformes; Cichlidae. Gene Ontology annotation, molecular function: transcription coregulator activity; zinc ion binding; SUMO ligase activity. The record is from RefSeq and is a predicted model, not a curated record.
AUUGGCUGGAGCUGCCUCUCUAUCAAAGCAGGCUCAUUGUUCCAUUGGUGCAAGAUCAGCAAGCGUCUCUGACUCUCGCGGUACUGCUGCACGAAGAUGGCGGCCGAACUGGUGGAAGCGAUGAAUAUGGUCAAAAGUUUCCGGGUCUCAGACCUGCAGACGCUGCUGGCCUCAAUGGGUCGCAGCAAAAGUGGGCUGAAGCAAGACCUGGUGGGGCGUGCGCUGAGGUUAGUGCAGACUGAAUACAGCCCAGAGCUGCUGAAGAACGUCAGGCAGCUCUAUGAGUCACGUUUCCCAAAAACAUCUGGUUGGCUGGCUGCACGGCGUCCAGAGAGCGUCCCAGUUGCCUACUCAUCCCUCAGCUCUUCCCCUACUGCCACCUCUCAGGGCGCAGACUACCUCAACGGCAUUUCCAAACCGAUCCCCACACCUGCAGCAGAGGUGAAGCUAGUGCCACUGCCCUUCUACCAAACUUUAGAGACACUGCUGCCACCAACAGAGCUAAUUGCCCAGAACAGUGAGAAACUGCAGGAUAGUCAAUGCAUCUUUGAGUUAACACCCAGCCAAGCAGACCAGAUCCGAAAUGCAAGUGAACUUCGUCCAGGAAUCCGAUCAAUCCAAGUAGUUCUUAGAAUCUGUUACACAGACUCCAUUGGUGUUCAGGAGGACCAGUAUCCUCCCAACAUAGCUGUCAAAGUCAAUCAGUCCUAUUGUCAUGUGCCGGGAUAUUACCCCUCCAAUAAGCCUGGUGUUGAACCUCGUCGUCCUUGUCGUCCUAUAAAUAUCACUCCAUGGCUGCACCUCUCCAAUGUCACCAACAGAGUUACCAUCACCUGGGGAAACUUUGGAAAGCGAUACUCUGUGGCAGUAUAUUUAGUGAGGGUCUUCACUGCAGCAGAUCUCUUCAGCCAGCUUAAACUCUGCUCAGUUGAAAGUGCAGAACGCUGCCGUGAACGCAUACAAGACAAACUACGCUUUGACCCAGAGAGCGAAAUUGCGACCACAGGCCUCAGAGUGUCUCUCAUCUGUCCACUGGUGAAGAUGCGGCUUGGGGUGCCAUGUCGAGUGUUAACUUGUGCCCACCUUCAGUGUUUCGACGCGGUCUUUUUCCUUCAGAUGAAUGAAAAGAAGCCCACAUGGACUUGCCCAGUGUGUGACAAGCCCGCUCCAUUCGAGCUUCUCACUAUUGAUGGGCUGCUAUCUGAGAUCCUAAAAGAAACGAGCGAGGACAUCGAGGAGAUAGAGUACUUAACAGACGGUUCCUGGCGACCCAUCAGAGAUGAGAAGGAGAGGGAGCGGGAAAGAGAACGCAGUAAUACACCAGACUACCCAGUUGUUGAUAUAUGCAUUCCUGAAGCAAAUGGCCAUUCACCAGCCCACAGCAGCACUAGUCUGACGGCCAAGUCUGGAAGCAGUUCUGUGGGGAUGCCAGGAGUCACAGGAGCACCUGCUGUGGCACCAGGAGGAGGUGCGGUGGUAGAUCUGACUCUUGACUCUUCCUCUGAGGAGGAGGGGGGCGGGGCUGGAGGAGACAGUGAGGACACUGAGGACAGCGCCGACAGUCCUGCCCCAAAGAGGGGCCGAUACAACUACGACAAGGACCUGGUCACUGCCUACUGACCCCACAGCUCUGUCCCCUCGUAGACUGACACACACACAGAGACAGAGAGGCAGGGGCCUUAAAACGUGAGGACAGGAACACAGUAAUCAACUAGAUGCAACAACCCUCCUUUUUUGCCCCAACAUCAGAGCCUUUUAGCAGCUCUGGUUUAUAUCCAGGCAGACAAACACGCACUCAAACAUGCACUGUCAUUGGUUCUUCAGUCUAGAGUGAUAAGGAUUCCUCUUUGUACUGUACACCACUGGAAGCUACUCUUACACUUCUUGGUCAAUUGUCACCCUACAGUGAACAUCUGUACUGUCCUGCCUCUGCUAAAGAGACUGAAUGGAUUGAGCACCCCACCACAGCCACAGCCCUUGCUUCUCUCUUACCAGACUAUUCCCUGUACCACCCAUCUCUCUUUGUAUAUGACUUGGAAUUACUGGCUCUUUUAGCCAUGGGCGUUCAAUGUUGCGUCUCUGAUUUUUGUCACAUUUGUGAUGCACAGGCAAGUUGAAAAUGGAAGCUCCUCAGUAGUUUUUGGUAGGUGAAAAACAAAUGAAAAGGCAAAUAAAAAAUUUGGGGGAGGACAAGGCAGAGAUAUCUGGAGUGUGAUGCAAAUUUUAAACUCUCCUAUUUUGUUCUUUGUUCAUUCAAAUGAAUUCAAAGCUUGAAAGGGUUUUUUUCAGGAAUUUAUCAUUUUUAUUAUGAAAUGGCAGGACAUGAUACUGGCUUCAGUGUGUGAUUUCCAUUUUAUUUUGUCCUUAGAUAAAGAACCUACCUCAGUCAUAAAAACUUGGCAGACUGACCAGAGAGUAGCUUUGAAAGAAGUGGAAGAAGACAGAAGAAUUGACGAGUCUUUCUGAAUCCAAUUUUACACUGGAUAUAGUGUUUUCCUGCAUUUUGUUGUUGUUUUUUGUUUUGUUUUUGUUUUUUUGUUUGUUUUUUUUUAAUUCCACUGCUCCGUGCAGCUCUGAUCCCUCUGUAGCACAAAAAAAAAAAAAUCUUGGUUGAAGGUGAGUUAGUUUGUGAAUAACCAGGCUAACUGUAGAAGUCAGUGAUACAAAAACUUGUUGGGAACUGUUCCGCUCUGUAAAACUUUAUUGCAGUUGUGUCUUUAACAGGAUCUGUUAGGAUUGAUAUCUCAGAAUUCCACAUGGAUCUAACUCGUCAGAAUUGCUGUGCGGCAGCUGUGCCAAAGCAGGUAUCUUUUAAGAGCUCACUGAGGGGGAAAUGGUUGUGAGGUGCCUUUUUUGUUAAAGUAGUAAAGAGUGAAGCCUGUGGUUUUAAGGCCAGUUGAGCUGGCCAUUAGGUGGGGACCCCAGACUGUGAGAACAUGUUUUAAUCAAUAUUUUCCCGUCAGAGAAGUGGACAGAAUAGGGUUACAAAGUCAUCAUUUUAUCCCAUAUUACUGUGUCCUGCUUUGAAAGUAUCAUAUUUAUUUAAAUACUUUACAUUCUCUUAACAGUUUGUGGUAAAUCUACAUAAUACUUGGUUGUAGUUUUUGUAUAGACUGUAGCUGUUGAUUGCAGGAAUCAGGGCACCUCUGCUGCUGGGAUUUGGUGUGGAGAUAUAUAUCGAUCUGUGCGCAUGGCUCUGCUGUUGAACGCUGCUUUUCUUUUCCACUGAAUGAAUGCGACCUGGGUCAAAGCACCAUUCAGAGUAUUUUGCUGCAGUGGGUUCAACAUGUCUGACACAACAUAACUUAAUGAAGUGUCAUUGAGUGCAACCCCACCAAGUUGAAAGUCAUUGAUUGGAUUACAAAUAGUCGUGUCGGGAACAAGCAGAGAAGCUUCAUCCAGCAACCCCUCUUGGCCUCCUUUCAAUGUAGAUAAGGUCAGAUCUAUUUGCUGGAAUAGAAUUGGACUUUAAUUGCUACAUGCUGUAGGCUUACCACUUAAAUUCCUCUGCACCUGCACUAAUAUUGUCCAUAUGUGAUUGCUGCUCCACAGAUAGUGAUCAGUGUUUUCUUUAGGUUAACUGCUUGUGGGUGGUGUGAUCAGCUGAAAACAACCCCGCCCUGUUGUGUCCAUUCUGGAAUUUAUUUCUGUAUAGAUAAAAAAUUAAGUUUAAUUGUGGCCUGAGUUUUACCAAGUUCUGUAUUGUUCAAACAAAAAAUUUAUUUAAGCUUGCAGCUAACCUUGCACUGAGCCUGUCAGUCUGAUAGGCCCAGUGCAAGUAAUAUUGGAUCAAAUCCUGUCCUCAUGUGCUUGUUCAGUGUUGCAGCUGAAACAUUAUUAGCAGCAGAGCUGCUAGUGCUCAGGCCAUGAGUGGCUUCCUCCUUUACAGCGUGUACAGUAACAAGGGUUGCUGUGUUUACUUCACCCUUGUGCUCCACUCUGUGCCACCCCCACUAAGGCUGCAGUAAGAGACACUGGGCAUGUGCAGGCUUUAGGUUUAUCUGCAGGGUGAUCGUUAGUGUUGGUUUCAGAAAAACUGUUGCUGUGUUGCUAGAGCUGUUUGCACUUUCAUGUGACACAUCAAUACUUACUCAUGGUCUAUUUAUUUCAAAAGCCCUCAUGUAAUGAGUGUUAAAAGAUCCCUGCCGAUCGUGACGAGUUCCGGUCGUCCAUCUUGUGCAUAAAAAUCAGAAAAUGUGAAGGUGGAAAUAAUCCCACUCCACCAUGACCGACUGGGGGGUUAGGGGCUCGAAGGCAUUCUGCAUGCUUUACUUCCCUUUGUCAGCACGGGAUUUCUGUUGACUUGCUCACAUGCGCCGAAAUGACAUUUACACAUCGAUCUGGGGCCUCACUGUUCCAAGUGCAUCCUCUGACACGGCUGAUGAUUGAAAAAGUAGAUGGAGUCAAAUCUGGUCUUCCAUUUUUCUUCUUUUGACGGCUCACAAAAUCAAUAUACAGAUGAAACUAUUUUUGGGAAUCCACACAAGAUUGAUUGAUGGCACUUUGCCUCUAAUACAUCAGUGUGUCCCUGAAAAGCUAUUUAAGGUGCUUUGAAGCAAAAUAUUGUAAAGAACUCUAAUAGCUGCCUUUUAAAUAGGCAGUUUGUAUUUGUAAGUAACUGCUAUACACAUGAAAAUGGCGUUUUUCAUUUGUUGCUAGGUAUAGAAGGUCAUUUUUUUGCGUGGAUCUCCUAAACUUCUCAUUGCCUUAUGGUUAAAGAUGGGAGACGGUAUAGGUUGUUGCUGUGGAACUGAGCCAGGUAAGUUUGCAGUUUGGGAGCCAGAGAGAGAGCUGAAGGUCUGGUGUUCUUGUAGUGGCAUCUCUUCUUGUAAUAAUGCAUAAGGUAGCAUGGGCAGAGGCUUACAAUCCAUGAUGUAAAUGUUUUUGUUUUUUUGUUUUGUUUCUUUUUUAUAUAUAUGUUCAUAUUAAAAGACAAUAAAAUUUAAAUAAUAUUUUAUUAA